Messenger RNA from Orbicella faveolata, 1349 nucleotides. Its product is annotated as histone H1-like. Lineage: Eukaryota; Metazoa; Cnidaria; Anthozoa; Scleractinia; Merulinidae. Gene Ontology annotation, biological process: negative regulation of DNA recombination; nucleosome assembly; chromosome condensation. Gene Ontology annotation, cellular component: nucleus; nucleosome. The record is from RefSeq and is a predicted model, not a curated record. Gene Ontology annotation, molecular function: nucleosomal DNA binding; double-stranded DNA binding; structural constituent of chromatin.
CUUGCACACUCGAAUGAGUAUAUUUCGAAUCUUCAGAUCCGAAGUGACAACAACAUUGCAACAUGUCCGAAACAGCAAAAUCCCCAGCCAAAAAGAAGCCAGCAGCGCCUAAAAAGCCUGCCGAUCAUCCACCUUAUUUGGAUAUGAUCAAGGCUGCCAUUGUAGCACUGAAGGAGCGAAGCGGUUCUUCCCGCCAAGCCAUCGAGAAAUACAUCAAAGCCAACUACAAGGUUGGCGAGGUUGGUCCUCACCUGAAGAUGGCUUUGAAGAGAGGCGCCGCCAGCGGAAAGCUUCUACACACCAAGGGAGUUGGUGCUUCAGGCUCCUUCAAGGUGCCCAAGGAGGAAAAGAAGGAGAAGAAACCGAAGAAGAAGCCAGCUGCAAAGAAGAAACCAGCCGCCAAACCGAAGAAGCCCGCUGCCAAGAAGGCGGCGAAGAAACCAGCGGCAAAGAAGGCUGCAAAGAAACCCGCGGCGAAAAAGCCAGCAGCAAAGAAACCUGCAGCUAAGAAACCAGCAGCAAAGAAGCCCGCAGCUAAAAAACCCGCCAAGAAAGCAGCCAAGAAACCCGCUAAGAAAGCGGCAGCGAAGAAGCCCACCAAGAAGCCUGCCGCCAAGAAGUCGCCUAAAAAGUAAAUUGCCGCGAUUCUUCAAUAAACAAAACGGCUCCUUUAGGAGCCACCAAACACAAAAAAGUAAUGACCAAAGAAGUACAUUAUAUACAGCAUGACAAAAUAUAUUAAUUUAGCAUAGUCCCCGUUUUUCCCUGUAGUUUUGGUAUCAUCUUUAAGGUCGAAAUCGACUUCAUAGCUCGUCUUAUACUGUCAUUGUUUUUUUUUUCCCUAAAAUGUUUUCGCCGCAAUCAUUUUUCUCUGAGUGUCUAAAAAAGUCUGGAAAUUUUGAAUAGUAACCCAAAUGGAGUUAAACAUUGCUGUUCAUGAAAGUAGUAACCAUAUUUGUUUACUACAACAUAAGACUAUCAGUGUGUUAGUUCAUGUCACACUGACGCACUGAUCCACUUUAUUCGAGUGGCAAUAUCGCCUCAUGACAAAUAACUUCAUCAUUUUCAAAACUGUUAAAUGAUAUCAAUUAUAUCACUCGGAAACUUCCAGCCGCUGUCGGAAAGCCUGAAACCCCACCUGACGGGAGAGAAGGAAGGAACUUCAGAGAACACUCGGCGAGCUGAGGAAAAAGCAACCACACCGGCGCGCUUUUUACGUUCUCUCUCCCUAGUUUCCACGCGUUUCUUCUCGUGUGGGAUCGGGAGAGAAGAAAAGAACCUAAAGCAAAGUAACUUACCCUUUGUUGUAUUUCCAGUCAGCUUGCUUUAGUUACACUCCAGUUAAGGUC